UCUCUCACCCGCCUCCUCCUGUUUUUCCCGCUCCGCCACCACCCUCUCCUCUCGCUCCCUCUCCCUCUUCCUCUUCCUCCUCCUCCCCGCGCCGCUAUUCUCCCCCUUAAACCCUAACCCUAAAAACCUCUUCUCUCGUCCCUCCUUCUCCCCUCUUCCCUCUACCCUUCCCCCUCCAUUAAUGGCCUUCUCAUGACCCUCCUCCUUAGACGAUCUCGCCCCCUUCUCCACCUCCACCCCCUCCCCAGCUCCGCCUCCGCUGCCGCAGUAGCGUCUCCCCAUGGCCCCUUCGCCUCCUUCCCGCUCGAUCCGAGCCUUCCAGAUCCAAUCCCACGGCCGCGAGAAGCGGGAUCUGGAGGAGGAGGAGGAGGAGGAGGAGGAGAAAGGGCGAUGCGCGUCCAUGGUGGUCGUCCUCUGCCCCUGCCUCGUCCUUCUCAUCAUCCUUCUUAUAGUCGCCUCCAUCGUCCUCGCCAUCAAGCUCCGCCUCUUCUGCCACGGCCCCUUCCGCGCCUCCCUCGCUCACCUCCUCUACAAGGACAAAUGCCGCUCCUAAACCCUAAAUCCCUCCUCUCCACCUCCGCCUGCCCCUCAGAAUCCGACACCGAUUCCGCCGAGGAGCACGACGAAUCGAAGCAACCGUGGCCGCCGGCUUCGGAAUCCCACGCGAAGGAGGUGGAGAGGGUCUGCAAGGUGAUCGACGAACUCUUCGCCUCGGAUCGCAACAUGGAGGCGGUGCUCGACGAGUGCGGCGUCGAUCUCACUCACUCACUCGUGAUCGAUGUCAUAGAACGGUUCAAGCACGCCCACAAGCCGACUUUCCGGUUCUUCCGGUGGGCCGGGACCAGGCCGGGGUUCUCGCACGAUGCGAGCACGUACAACAAGAUGCUGAGCGUUCUUGGGAAGACGCGGCAGUUCGAAACCAUGGUUGCGUUCCUCGAGGAGAUGGGAAAGGAGAAAUUAUUAUCAAUGGAAGCCUUCAGAAUCUCAAUCAAGGCAUUUGCAGCUGCUCGAGAGAUGAAGAAGUCCCUGGGAAUCUUUCAACUAAUGAAAAGAUAUAAUUUUGAAGCAGGAUUGGACACUUUCAAUUGCUUGAUCGAAGCUCUGGCGAAGGCCAAGCUCGGGAAAGAAGCUCAGGCUUUGUUUGAGAAGAUGAAGGAUCAGUACCCACCGGAUCUCCGUACAUAUACUGUUCUCCUUCUGGGGUGGUGCAAGCUCAAAAACUUAGUUGAAGCCGGUAGGGUAUGGAAUCUAAUGCUGGAGGAUGGUUUUAAGCCUGAUGUGGUCGCCCACAAUACGAUGAUCGACGGGCUGAUCGGUGGGCAGAGGAGAUCCGAGGCCAUUAAACUUUUUGAGCUAAUGAAGGCGAAAGGCCCAAUCCCUAAUGUGUGGACCUAUACUAUUUUAAUCCGCGACUUGUGCAAAGGUGAGAAGAUGGAUUUGGCUGUUAAGUGCUUUGAGGAAAUGCUAGAAGCUGGGUGCUCGCCAGAUGCUGCCACCUACACUUGCUUGAUUGUAGGGUUUGGAAAUGCUCGGCAGAUGGAUAAGGUUUCAGGAUUACUGAGGGAGAUGACCGAGAAGGGGUGCCCGCCUGAUAGCCGGACUUAUAAUGCUCUGAUCAAGCUUAUGACCAAUCGGAACAUGCCGGAUGAUGCUGCGAGGAUUUAUAAGAAGAUGAUCAAGAAUGGUUUUGAGCCCACGAUCCACACUUACAAUAUGAUGAUGAAGUCUUACUUUCACGGAAAGAAUUAUGAGAUGGGAUGUGCUAUUUGGGAAGAGAUGGCUCAGAAAGGAAUUUGUCCUGAUGUUAAUUCCUAUACAGUGUAUAUCGGCGGGCAUAUAAGGCAUGGAAGGCCUGAAGAAGCGUAUAAGUAUAUUGAGGAGAUGGUGACCAAAGGGAUGAAAGCUCCUCCGCAAAUUGACUAUAACAAAUUUGCAGCAGAUUUCUCGAGAGCAGGGAAGCCGGAUGUGUUGUAUGAGUUGGCCCAGAAGAUGAACUUUUCAGGGAAAUUUCAGGUUUCGAAUGUAUUCCAUGGUUGGGCUGAGAGGAUGAAGAAGAGGGUUAAGAAAAGAGUUCCUAAUCAGACUGGGAGCCGUCUUUUCUGAGUAUGGUCCAUAAGAAAAAGCGUAAUACAUUGGAGAUGCCGGUCCCUCUCUUGAUUUGAGUAUUUGACUGAUGAGUUUCAGAAUUACUUGAUCUUUGUUGUAUUGUAUAGCUUCUCAUGUAGAUUAUACAUUUCGAUCAGAUUCUCCUUCUAAAUCUGUUUUUCAUAAUACCUCGGGUAUUAAUUAGUGACCUAUGCAGUUUUAUAUUGUUUUACUUCUGCAUUAUGCACAUAUCAGUCAAACUGUUAGGAAAUAGCAAAAGAAAAAAAAUCAAAUAA
Molecule: messenger RNA, 2381 nt
Organism: Ananas comosus (pineapple)
Lineage: Eukaryota; Viridiplantae; Streptophyta; Magnoliopsida; Poales; Bromeliaceae
Product: pentatricopeptide repeat-containing protein At3g62470, mitochondrial-like
Exons: 1
Coding region: 193-2103 (636 amino acids)
Molecular function (GO): protein binding
Source: RefSeq, a predicted model, not a curated record